UUGUAGAUAUAAACUCUUUUUUUAAAAAAAAGAAAUGAAAUGUUAUAACUAAUCUUUACUCUAUAAGAAAACAAAACAAAAUGGCCAUAGAUAAAUCUCGUGCAGUAAUAGAUAAAUCAGAUAUGAUACCUGAAAUGGAAGAUGAUGCUGUUUAUGUAGCUGCAAUCGCAAUGGAAAAGCAUAAUAUUGAUAUGCAUAUUGCAAGUUAUAUUAAACAUGAAUUUGAUCGUAAAUACAAAGCAACAUGGAAUUGUAUUGUUGGUAAAAAUUUUGGUAGCUUUAUACAUCAUGACAGAGGAGGAUUUGUGAGCUUUCGUUUAAAUGGUUUAAAUGUACUAUUGUUUAAGCUGGGAUAAGUUUAAAACAAUACCUUGUAUGAAUCAUCUAUAUACCGUUUUAAUAAGAAUUAUAUGAU
Schistosoma bovis is the source of this 415-nucleotide messenger RNA. Lineage: Eukaryota; Metazoa; Platyhelminthes; Trematoda; Strigeidida; Schistosomatidae. The record is from the annotation of a GenBank genome assembly.